AUGUUUACCCAACGUCGUCUCAACCCCAACGAGCAUCAAAUGUUAAAUGAAUCAAACCACCUUUGCGAGGCUUUUGCCAUUACUGAGUCCAUAUUGGCACGCUAUCAACGCACCAACAAGACACUUUCUGCUUCCGAAAAGAAUGCGUUUGCCUCAGUGUUGUUACGGGCACCACAAGAUGUUCUUGCUGAAAUCAUUGAAUCGUUGGGGUACAUGAACGUUCCAUCGCCGCAACCAACAAAUGAUUUUUCAUCGCUAAUGGAGUGUGCACUUGUUCUUGGUAAACCCCUUAAAGACAUCUUUCAGUGCCUAAACAAGGCGCUUUACAAUUCUCUUGGUUCCUCCAGAUCCCUCGUGUAUUAUAAGGAUCCAACUGAUAACCUGUUAAGGGACCCCGUAUACGGAACGGCAGCGACAAUUGACGAAACAACGCCACUCGGCAAGGCGUUUAUCGCUGGCAUAGAAUACAACAUUGCCGGCACACUCUAUAUACCACUCAGCUACGAAGGUGAUGUGAUAGGAUGCGUAGAGAGUGUAUGGGGGCACAAUGAUCAAGGUCAAAAGCGACAACUCAGGGACACCCUUCAAUUUAUUGCAUAUGCCGUACACAACGCCAUCGAGUCGGAACGACUGAGCUGGAACAAAGAAAAGGCAGAGGCCAUGCUGACAAUGGCAAUGCAGCUCGCUCGUGACAAUCUAGACGAGGCCGUGCUUGCAAACUCGAUCAUGAACACCGCCAAGGCACUGACUGAAAGCGAUCGCUGCAGUAUCUUUCUUGUCAAGGAGGAUACACUAGAGGCCCACUUUGAAGAUGGCAAUAUUGUCAUCACCCCGAUUGGUGCGGGUAUUGCGGGAUUUGUGGCCCAGACAGGUGAAAUCGUUAACAUUUCUGACGCGUAUGCCGACGAUCGAUUUAACCGCGAGGUGGAUAAGGCGACUGGAUACCGCACCAAGACGAUUCUCUGUAUGCCUGUGAUGUAUGAGGGUUCGAUUGUGGCCGUCGCCCAGCUGAUCAACAAGCUGGACAUGGUGACCGAGGGCGGCCUGAGGCUGCCACGCACCUUCGGCAAACGUGACGAGGAGCUUUUCCAGACCUUCUCUAUGUUUGCAGGUGCCUCUCUGC
Messenger RNA from Trypanosoma rangeli, 1123 nucleotides. RefSeq names its product cAMP specific phosphodiesterase. Gene Ontology annotation, molecular function: protein binding. The annotation marks the transcript as partial. The record is from RefSeq and is a predicted model, not a curated record. The transcript has a single exon. NCBI's taxonomy places the organism in Eukaryota, Euglenozoa, Kinetoplastea, Trypanosomatida, Trypanosomatidae.